Messenger RNA from Saprolegnia parasitica CBS 223.65, 1872 nucleotides. RefSeq lists its product as hypothetical. The transcript has 7 exons. NCBI's taxonomy places the organism in Eukaryota, Oomycota, Saprolegniomycetes, Saprolegniales, Saprolegniaceae. The record is from RefSeq and is a predicted model, not a curated record. Bases 1 to 1872 code for a protein of 623 amino acids.
AUGGACGACGAGAUCUGGUCGCGGACGCUGGAGCACAUCCCAGGCGUCGCCUCCUUGAACAAGAGCGAGGUGCGGAAGGACGUCAAGGAGGUCGAGCAUCUCCUCGACGAGUACCGUAGCUCGUGCGACGCGUGGAAGGACCCGACGAAGCAGCCCGAAAUCGAUCCGGCGGCGCCAGAUGAGGCCGAGGACGCGGGCUCGUUGCAGCGACGCCGGCAGCAGCACCUCGCCAACUUGUAUUUAAACAAAGCCAUGCCGACCAAGAAGCGCAGCCGUGGGCGCGAAGUCAUGAGCGCCGAAGAGAUCAUCGAAACGCUGCCGAUCUGCCGGCGGGCCGUGCGCCUCACGCAAGCCGAGCUCAUGGCGCUCAAGCGCGAGCGCCUCGAGCUCGAAGACAACUACCUUCGCUUGCGCACGACGUUUAUCCACGAGAUCGAGCUCAUGAUGAAGGAAGAGAAGGACCAGGAGCGCGUCAUGCUGCGCAUCCGAAAGAAGACGGCGCAAGCAGCAUCGCGCUUGCUCUCGUCCAAGCGUCGCAACACGGCGAUGCAAGACAUUUUGACCGAGCUCGACGCACGAGGCGACUUGCUCUUCAAGCUCCAACACCAAGUGAGUCGGCUCCACGCGGUGCUGCGCCACCAUAAGAUUGACGCUGCGCAUCCCAAGACGACAACGGGGCCAACGCCCCUCGGAAUCGGCGACCUCGUGCUGUGCACGCCGACCAAAGAAGUGGGCGUCAUUGUGGCCAUGGACGAGAACGCCAAGCAGGUCACUGUCGACCUCCGCGACGAGAAGCAAGUCGAGAUGGCGAUGAACGACGUCGAGCCUGCCGAGGUCGACGAGCUGUCGUUCACACCGGAUGAAACGGCGCUCAAAGCUAAGUACUUUGAGAAGGCGAGCGAGUGGAUAAGCGCUGAAGCCGCCUUCAAGGAGCUCGUCGAGAAGGGGACACUGGACGACGAUGACGACAUGGACGACGACGAAGAGGACGACGACGACGACAACGACGACGCCAAGUCGAGCAAGCCCGAAGACGAUGCGGACCCGCCAAAGAAGCGCGCCAAGACAUCGGCCACGACGACGACCAAGCGCAAGACGACGUUGAUUCCGUUCAAGGGCUCGCGCUUGCAGGGCACGCCGUACGAGAUGCCACUGCUCAUUAGCCCCCUCGGGGAGCUGCCGGGCUUUGCCGUGGCGGCCGCGCCCAACGGUGACGCUGCCAACAUGCAGUGGCUCGGCGCCAGUUUGCCCUCGGACCUCGUCGAGUGGGAGAACGACCGUCUCGAGAUGAUGAAGAUGAAGGGCGAGAUUGAGCGGCUCAAGUUUCAAUUGCGCCAGUCGGAAGUCCAAAAGAAGGAUGCGCAGCACCAUGUGAGCGUCCAGCUCGAGUCCAUCAACAAGCUCGUGUCGCAGUUGGAGAAGGAGCGCGAAGCCUCGAAAGACAAGGCGUCCAAGAAAAUCAACGGCAGUAAGAAGCGGGAGCGCCGCGACAGUCUCAGCGAGUCGACGGGGCCGUCGUCGCCGAUCAAGGCCGGUAGCGACGAGUCGCCUGCUGAGACACUGCCCUCGAGCAGCAGCACCAAGGAAGAAAGCGACCAUGACGACGACAACGAGAACGAAUCCAAUGGCAGCGAGGUCGUACCGCGCCGAACAACGCGGUCCGGGAAGCUCACCAAGCCCGAGCCGGCCUCGGAGAAGGCAGCACCCAAGCGCGGCAAGAAGGACGAGGCGGCAAAAGAAGAGAAGGCUGCUGUCGCGCGGCGGUCUUCCACGCGAACCAACAACCCGCGCGGCCCGAGCAACGCUGCCAAGGGCAAGGACGACAGCGAAGCCAACGGCAGCGGUGUCCGGCGCACCAGCGGUCGCGUCUAG